UUGCCAAAGGUCAGUCAUUUAGUCCAAUGGUGUUUGUGUGUGAACACAGAGUUUCAUCAGAGCCACCAUUUCAUUUCGUUCACAAAGGAAAUAAAUAAACAAUCUAUCGCGGUCCUAACUCAAUGACAUCCAAAUAUGAUUCAAUCCAAAAUUCGGAUAUCCAUUCCAUCCUAGCUCAAAAGAAAAAGAAAAAGUUCAAAAAAAGAAAAGGCCCUACAGUCAAUUUUAGAUUUUUUUCCAAUCUAAGUCCCCACUCUCAUAUCUGAGUGGUAACUAUAAAAGCAGAGAAAGGCCAUCAUAUAUGAUGAGCUGCAUCUUUUCAGUGGUUUUGGGAGCAAAGGAAGCAAUGGGGUGUGGCAGAAUCCAGAUAAUUACUCUGUGUUCACUGCUGCUUCUUUUUCCUGUCAUUCAUGGUUGGGGAACUGUUGGCCAUCUCACAGUUUGCAGAAUUGCUCAGUCUAGGUUGAGCAAAGCAGCAGCAGAUGCAGUGAAGCAGCUGCUUCCUGCCUAUGCAGAAAAUGACUUGGGCAGUCUCUGCAUAUGGCCAGAUCAUGUCAAGUUUAUUUAUCACUGGUCCUCUGCCCUUCACUACAUUAAUACUCCUGACAACCUUUGUAAUUACCAAUACAAUAGGGACUGCAAAGAUGAAAAUGGAGAGAAGGGGCGCUGCGUUGCAGGGGCUAUUAACAAUUAUACCUCACAGCUUCUCACUUACAAUAGCCAUUCUUCUCAGCCUAAAUAUAAUCUCACGCAAGCGCUUCUGUUUCUUUCCCAUUUCAUUGGAGACAUCCAUCAGCCUCUGCAUGUAGGUUUUACUUCAGACAAGGGCGGCAAUACAAUUGAUGUUCACUGGUACACAAGGAAGCAAAAUCUUCACCAUAUUUGGGAUGACAACAUAGUCGAGACAGCAGAAGAGAGAUUCUAUGACUCCAAUGCGGAAGAACUGGUUGAUGCAAUUAAACAAAAUAUUACGACUGAAUGGGCAGAUGAAGUUAAGGGUUGGGAGACCUGCAGCUUGAAUAAGACAGCAUGCCCAGACGUAUAUGCAUCUGAAGGCAUUAAAGCGGCCUGUGAUUGGGCAUACAAGGGGGCAGAAGAAGGUUCAGUGCUAGAAGAUGAAUAUUUCCUCUCCCGGCUGCCAAUAGUCAAUUGGCGGUUGGCUCAAGGUGGAGUCCGACUAGCAGCCACACUCAACCGUAUCUUCGGGUGACAGCUUCGGGUGACAGAACAGUUGUUCUGCUUCAAGUUGAUUGGAUUUCAAGAAGCAUGCCUCCAAAUUUAAAACCAGUGUAGUAAAUUAUGUAUUGUCCAUAAAACUUUGGAGCAACUGAUGAAAAUAUAUCACUAUUUUCAAAGUAUAGUAAUCUCUUUGUUUC
Prunus persica (peach) is the source of this 1376-nucleotide messenger RNA. Its product is annotated as endonuclease 2. Gene Ontology annotation, molecular function: endonuclease activity; nucleic acid binding. Gene Ontology annotation, biological process: DNA catabolic process. Bases 302 to 1210 code for a protein of 302 amino acids. Lineage: Eukaryota; Viridiplantae; Streptophyta; Magnoliopsida; Rosales; Rosaceae. The record is from RefSeq and is a predicted model, not a curated record. The transcript has 9 exons.